This is a messenger RNA of Ustilago hordei, 2670 nucleotides long. RefSeq names its product related to RIM20 - protein involved in proteolytic activation of Rim101p. Gene Ontology annotation, cellular component: endosome. The record is from RefSeq and is a predicted model, not a curated record. Gene Ontology annotation, molecular function: protein binding. The transcript has a single exon. NCBI's taxonomy places the organism in Eukaryota, Fungi, Basidiomycota, Ustilaginomycetes, Ustilaginales, Ustilaginaceae. Bases 1 to 2670 code for a protein of 889 amino acids.
AUGCCGAGAAACAUCGUCUCCAUUCCGCCUAAGCGCACUACAUCCAUCUCGACUCCUCUAGCCACAGCCAUCCGCAACUAUAUCUCCCACAACUACAGUGAUACCCAUCCAGACGCCUUCAACAAUGACAUUCGCGACUUUGUUCUGCUUCGAGACCAGCUCAGCUCGAACGAGAUCCACAUCUCUGCCAUUGAGCCUCUGCUUCGGUACCAUGCGCAGCUAGUCUUCUUCAGCACCAAGUUCCCAUCCAACAUCAAUCUCUCUUUCCCGUGGUCGCUAUCUUUUUCACCUUCGCUUCCAUCAUGGACCAACACCAUCUCCGGCGCUAUGGAGGCGAACAAGUCCGCCGAAGCAGGUCCUGCAUCGGGUAUUGCAUAUGCGACAAGUGAUACGGUAGCGCAACCUGAUCUUGCAUUUGAGAAAGCCAACGUGCUGUUCAGCUUGGCAGCGCUGUAUUCUGCAUUAGGAUGCGCAGAAUCAAGGACAGACAAGGAGAGCAUCAAACGCGCCACUGCUUGGUUCCAGAAUGCCGCAGGUGUGGUACAGCAUAUCAUCGACAAUCUCGUCGAGCCCACACGACACCUAGCACCACCAUGCGCUGAUCUCAGCCCUCGUCUGCUCAGCUGUAUCAGGGAUUUGAUGCUUGCUCAGGCGCAAGAGUGUUUUUGGCAGAAAGCAGUGAUGGAUCGAAUGAAGGAUGUCACAAUAGCAAAACUCGCAGAGAAGGCCUCAGACUUCUACGCUGCUGCUUUGCAAGCGGUGAUAAAGUCACGAACCGAUGAUGCUAAGGCGGAACCGGCAGAUACGGCAAAGAUCACCCUUCCUUCUGGAUGGGAGAACCAUCUCACGGUAAAGCGGUGGCAUUUCGCUGCAGCUGCACAGUACCGCAAAGCAUGCGACGACUUGGGUGCGAACCGGUACGGCGACGAGCUCGGUCGACUGCAUCUGGCGGAACAGCACGUCAAGAAGGCACUCGAUUCAGCUAAGCGCGGUGUCAGUGAUGCAAUCACCAGCGAUCUUAAGAGUUUGCAAGGUGUCUUGCAGUCCAACAUUGCACGAGCGAGUCGUGACAACGACCUCAUCUAUCUGGAAGCUGUGACACCCGCUACGCAGCUCAGCCCGAUCCAGCCUGCAGCGAUGGUCAAACCUGUGGUACCUGUUGAGAUUGCCCAGCCGAUUGCGCAUCUGCGUGACGCACCGCAGCCUGCGUUUGGACGACCACUGUUUGCCGAAUUGGUGCCCUAUGGAGUACAUCUCGCAAUUAGUAUCUAUGAUGACAGGAAGGAUUCUUUUGUCAGGGACACUAUCGCAAGCAGGAGAGACGAACUAGAUGCAUUGGCGACAAGUAUGCUGCAAAGCCUCAAUCUGCCCGGGUCGCUGCAGGCUCUAGAACAGCCGAUGGGUCUUCCGCCUUCGCUGUUACGAAAGCAUGAGGAGGUGGUAGCAGAAGGUGGACUGGAGAGGCUACAGCGCAUCGCUCAUGACGUGGCGCGAAUCGCUGCUACUGACCAAGGCACACUAGCCGAAGCACUGGCGCUGAUUGAACACGAAGAGCGCGAAGACGAGACAGUUCAAGCGAGCUUUGCAGGGAAAGGCUGGGGUCGACAGAGAAGUGCUGAAGUCAACAGAGAACUCAAGGCACAGGCGGCAGAGUAUCACGGGACAUUGAUGAAGGCAGCUGCUUCCGAUGAUAUCGUGCGACGCAAACUCGAAGAUUGGGAGGAUCUCAUCGGUGUGCUCGGUGGCAACGUGCAAGGAUUAGAGGCAUUCGUUCCCUCAUCAAACCCCUCUCUUUUUUCGGCGAGUAGUGGAUCAAAAGGGUCGGACAAGCAGAUACAAGCGGUCCAAGCACUGCGUGAAGGACUCGAGCACCUUGAUGAUCUACUCGAUUCUCGUUCCGCUUGCGUGACCGAGGCGAAAGCUAUGGCUGCAAGUGAUGACAUCCGUCCACUGGUAAUGCGGGAGGCUGCUUCCCUCUCAUCCUCUACCUCGUCACCUGGUGGAGUUGGUGGGGGUGAGGUGUCAGCGGCAGACUUUGAGGGGCUCUUCGAUCGCGAAUUGGCCAAAUACUCUCGAUUCAAAGCCGAUCUCGACUCAUCCGCCGCUGCUCAGCAAGACCUUCUCGAUCGAAUCCAAGAGUGCAACACGGCUUUCGUCGAAGCUCGCAAGUCCGACGCUACGAUCCAACGUCGUGAAAAGGCACUGCAGAACCUCGAUGCUGCCUAUGUCAAGUACAGAGAGCUGUCGAGCAACUUGGUGGAGGGACUGGAGUUCUACAAUGGCUUGGCAAAGAUCUUGAGUGGAUACAGGGAUGGUGUAAAGGAAUGGGCUAGAGCAAGACAAGUCGAUCUACAUUGGUUGAUUCAUCAGAUGGGUAAAGUCAGUGUCCAGGAUCAGCAGCAACAGCAGGGGCAACAACAACAGCAGUAUCAGCCGCAAGAGCCAAGGCAGCAGCAAGGGUACGUAUCGGAAGCAGCUCCGCCACAGGCCGAACAAACCACUCCUCGCAGGUCAACCAGGACCAAGAAUCGCAACAGCCAGCAAGCUGCCCAGACUCCACAGCAAGUUGCAGCUCAGGGACAAAGUCAACCGCCAGCAGCACAAUUUCAACCACCGCCUCCGCAGUGGGGCGCUCUUCCACCGGGUGCAAAGAUUCAGUUCAAAGAUUAG